ACAUGGGAUUGUCUUCUAUGCUCACCAGUCAGCGGUCUCUCCCAGUGCAGCUGAACAAAAUGGCGGACAAAACAGACAAUGAACAGAGCGAGGGGAAUUUGCCAGCGAAAAGCACUCCUAAAGAUGCUUUAGUCAUGGGAGCUAUUUUAAAAGAGAUGGGAAUCAGUGACUAUGAGCCGAGAGUUAUCAACCAAAUGCUGGAAUACACUUACCGUUAUAUUACCACUGUACUGGAGGAUGCAACAGUUUACUCCAAACAUGCUGGCAAGAAAGAACUUGACGCAGAUGAUGUGCAGUUAGCCAUACAGUCAAGACUGGACCACUCCUAUACAAAUCCACCUCCGAGAGAGUUUCUCAUUGAGAUUGCUCGCCAGAAGAAUCGACACCCUCUACCUCAGAUCCAGACAAAGAGUGGUUUACGGUUGCCACCUGACAGAUACUGUCUGACCUCCACCAACUACAAAGUCAAGACACAGAAAAAGCAUUCUCAAGUUCGUUCCAACCCAGUGGUAGCAAGAACAAUCUCCCAGUCUUCAGUAUCAACGCCUGUCAAAGCCACUCCAACUACUAUUAUAACUGUCAAAAUGCCGGUAACUGCCCCAGUAACAGCAUCUGCAGGAGCUGCAGCAAAUGCUGCUGCUGUGCCAACUUCUAAAGUUGUGGGUAGUGUGACUGUUAAACAGGAGCCAAUAGGGAUUGCUGCUACUCACACAGUACAGAAACCUGGAGUGGCAACAACAACAGCAAAAACAAUACAGAUAAAAAGUGAACCUGGAACAACUCCCAUUAAAAGUCAGCCCAAAACAGGAGCCACGGCAUCUCAAGUCACAGGUAUCCCAGCUUCAAUGCUCACAGUAUCAGCUCUUCCAAGCAUGGAUGAGACUGUCGCCAGCACUCAGCAGCCAUUAAUCACACCAAUCAAACGAAAGCACGAGGAUGAAGAUGAUGAUUAUGACUCAUAGUUUUUUUAAUCUGUACACAAAAAAAUUUCAUUGAUCUUUUUGUAACACUAGUAAGAUGUCUCUGCUGCAAGAUUAAGUGAAAAGUAGCACUUCUAGUUGUCAAGAGUGCAAAGUUUUUCCCUGAAGAUAAAAGGGUAUGAUGCACAAAAUUUAUAGCAGGAAGUGCAAUUGAGACACUACAUUUCAUCCAACAAAUAUGGACUGAUUUCCAGUCUACUAGUUGUGUGGUCAUGUACUAUAUUGUGGAUUGUGUAUUGUGGAUUUUAAGGUGCGAAUAAUCUUUGUUCAAUUCAAAAUAAGUUUGUAGAGAUUUCAGACCUAUUUUUACAAAUUAAAAAAAUCCCAGACCUGAGACAUGUUUUAGUCACGACUGACUUUAUGAACCAUUGUCCAACAGUUUAGAAAUUAACUAAAUGUACCAUCAGAAGAGAGAACCAGUUUGCACAACCUUUGACUCUGGCCAAGUUAAUGAGUUUUCUCAUAUCCAAAAGACUACAGUGUUAUGACUCUUGCAAAAAAGAGAGACUAGGAUAAUUUUCCAUUAAUUUUAAUCUUAUGUAGUUGUUCCACUUUCCAAAAGGCAGAAUAGUUAUAGUCACUUGUGAAAUGUAAAAAGGUUGAUAGUCUUGUUUAAAAGCUGGGCCAACAGUUAGUAGUUUUAUAACAUCAGAUGCAUCAUGCAAAUUAUGAAACUGAUACACAACUAUACUUGUUUCAUUAAUUAGCUACCACUGAGCAAAUUUCCAGUAAAAUCUUUAUUUAUCCAUGGAAUCCUCUUUUAUAUGAGUUACAUUCUCUCCUUCAAAGUUACGCAUCAAAGGUGAUACAAAGUUUGCAAACUCAUUAAUCAUAGAUCAAGUUAAAACUCAGGAGUUCAUAACCGUGACAGUGUUUGUGAAUCCUAUUAGUUUUGAUUGAGAAGAUGUGUCAGAUUUCAUUAGAUUUUUUACGUUCAUCAAGAAUACUCCACCAGCAUGUUACAAGUAGUUUUCUUGGUAUUUAAAAAAUGUGGUGAAUUAUUGUCUAUUGCAAAUGAUACAUCACUUCUGAACAAGUAUACAAUGUAGCUAUCUUACAAAGUUUACAUUAAAUGUAUUCAUAAUGAA
Molecule: messenger RNA, 2068 nt
Organism: Orbicella faveolata
Lineage: Eukaryota; Metazoa; Cnidaria; Anthozoa; Scleractinia; Merulinidae
Product: transcription initiation factor TFIID subunit 9B-like
Biological process (GO): DNA-templated transcription initiation; RNA polymerase II preinitiation complex assembly
Cellular component (GO): SAGA complex; transcription factor TFIID complex
Molecular function (GO): transcription coactivator activity; protein heterodimerization activity; RNA polymerase II general transcription initiation factor activity
Source: RefSeq, a predicted model, not a curated record